GUAGUAUUAUCAAACUUGGAAGCUCAGUUGUUGCGGACAAAGCACGUCACGGUCACCCACCCCAGAACUAGAAAAUGAGCCAAUCAUGCAAGUUUAGCAGUGGACUGGAAUUGGCAAAUUUGGUGGUAAACUCAGAACUGCUCCAUCGUUCCUGGGAUGCAAUUUCUGACCUUGAAAAACGUUCCCGCCAUGUUCCAGACCUUCCCUUAUCUGUUGAAUACAAAGACUCUGAACAUCCAGGUGUGGGUACCAUCGUCGCCUUCGCUUGCCCGCCAUCCUCUGUAAAUGUGCAGCAGCUUGAAAGAGUAGGUACAGACUUGGUUUCAGCAGAUGAAAUUGCCGGCUUCUUUUCUAUGUUUGACUUCGUGCGGACCAAAGUCAACCCAUCCUUCUCCGUCCACAAAGCUGCUGCAUCGCUUUUUAGCUCUCAUAUGCACUUGCUCUCCCUCCUGAAAGAGAAGCAUGGCAAUUCCCGUCCACUAAUCAUUACAGGCCAGUCCAUGGGAGGAUCAAUUGCAUCUCUUUUUACUUUAUGGCUUCUUGGCGACAUUCCCACCAAGGCCACCAAACGUCCACUUUGUGUCACCUUUGGCUCGCCACUUCUAGGUGACCGCAACUUCCAGAAUGCUAUAUCGGAACGUCCAACAUGGAAUUCAUGCUUUUUGCACGUAGUCUCACCUCAAGAUCCUAUUCCCAAAACCUUUGUCUCAUCCUAUGGUUAUCUUAGUAACAGUUCAAUUUCCCAAACUGGCUACAUGCCAGUUGGUACAUUUUUGUUUUGCUCAGAAAGAGAUGGAGAUAGUGCUUGUUUCGAGGAACCUCGAUCUGUUGUGCAACUCAUGUUGGCAAUGAGCUCAGAACUCGAAGAAGAGCAACGACAGAAAAGGAAUUUUCAAAAUGUAGAUUACGGGCUCAUUUUGGAGCGUCUAAAACGCUAUAAUCCAGUACGUAAGGAAUAUUCACCUCUUCAUCAAUCAAAUAUAAAUCCUGUUGAAGCAGAAACUAUGAUACAGUUGGAAGCUAUUGGAGUCAAGAGAUUACAGGGAAAUCAGGGCAACCGUAUGACUACCUCUCUGAUAGCAAAUGUAGCAAGCUGGACGGAAGAUUAUCUAACACAGAGGAGGAAUAUCUUUGAUCCUACAAAGAAACUGAAUGACAUAAAAAUAGAUAUGGCUUAUCUGGAAUGGUAUAAGAAGGUGUCGGUUGAGCAGGGAGGAUACUAUGAUAGUUACAAACUUUGGCGCUGGAAAAGUAGGGAUGAAAUCAAAAGCAGACAUGAAAUCAUGAAGCGCAAGAGAAUUCUCACUCGAUACUGGAGAGGCAUAGUUGAUGAAGCAGAGCAAAUGCCUCAAAAAGAAGGUUUGGCUUUUCGGACUCGUGGGCUUUAUGCAGGAACCAAUUACCGAAGAAUGGUUGAACCACUUGACAUAGCUGAAUACUACGGUGAGGGAAAGAAAGAUUAUCUAACUCAAGGAAGACCCAAACAUUACAGGUUGUUGGAACAAUGGUUGAACGAGGACAAGCAGCCUGGGACUGGGAAUAGAAACUCAAGGAGCAAGGCUUGUAGUCUCACAGAGGAUUCUUGCUUUUGGGCUCAUGUGGAGGAGGCUACUAUAUGUUGCAAUGUAUUGAAGGAUGGCCAAAGCAGCCUAAAAGACAGAGAAACAUCAAGGAAAAGGCUCGUUGAAUUUGAGCAAUAUGCCAUGGAUUUGAUAAAUACCUAUUCGGUGUCUGUUGAGGUUUUCCUGGAGCAGAGCAGCUUCAUGCAAUGGUGGAAUGGGUAUUCUGAACUCAUCGACCUCAUAGGAGGAUUUUUAUGUCAGUCUCCCUUGAGGGAUUUCAUGAAGAACAAGCGCUAUAGAAAUUAUGCUUAGGGAGUCGGAAAAUAAUAAUGAUGUGUAAAAAUUGCUUGGGUCAUUUUUCAACACAAUAAUAGAAAGGUAACAGCAGCCACCAUCUCAGGAAAGGAGUCACGAGAUUCCAAAAUGGAA
Molecule: messenger RNA, 1991 nt
Organism: Coffea arabica (coffee)
Lineage: Eukaryota; Viridiplantae; Streptophyta; Magnoliopsida; Gentianales; Rubiaceae
Product: senescence-associated carboxylesterase 101
Biological process (GO): defense response; lipid metabolic process
Molecular function (GO): carboxylic ester hydrolase activity
Source: RefSeq, a predicted model, not a curated record